Messenger RNA from Mesocricetus auratus (golden hamster), 2173 nucleotides. It is a transcript of the gene Slc9b1, whose product is annotated as solute carrier family 9 member B1. Gene Ontology annotation, molecular function: antiporter activity. Gene Ontology annotation, cellular component: membrane. Gene Ontology annotation, biological process: proton transmembrane transport. Lineage: Eukaryota; Metazoa; Chordata; Mammalia; Rodentia; Cricetidae. Bases 445 to 1986 code for a protein of 513 amino acids. The record is from RefSeq and is a predicted model, not a curated record. The transcript has 12 exons.
GUCUUGCAAGUAAGAAAGAAGAGAUCUUUCCAUCAAGACCGACGGCAAAAUUAACCCACUGUGCAGAUGCUGUUUAUACAAAUUGCUAAUCUGGGGAGAUGAAGCCUCACGUGCACCUGUAACUGCAGAUGUGUCCCAGGAUUGGUUUCUGAUUUCCAGAAGGCUUUCGUUUCUCCCUCCACACCCCUGACCCGGAUUCCUCUUGGAUUUAUUACAGUAGACAAGCAAUUAACAUCAAUGCUUUUGAAGGAUUAAGGACUGUAAUUACACACACAGUGAGUGUGUCAGGCACCAGCAUUCACAAGUCCUGCUCUGUGGUGGCGUUGGUCUUGGAAUACUACCCUCUUAAGAUGCCUUAAAAGCUUGUCACCGUUAGGUUGUAAGGUUCCCUGCAGGAACGCAAGGUAUCCUAAGACUGCUAGCAAAUUCCUGAAAAAGAUCAGCAUGUAUGACACAGAAUCAGUCAAGAAGGACAAUGAAUCCCAACUGUCUACAUUUGCUACUGUACAGUCUACUACAGUUACUCAGAUUUCCAGUAAUACCAGUGAUGUUUCUCACGAGGAAAUAAAGAGAACGAAACAAGUGAACAGAAGUACAAAUAGUUAUUGUCCUCCACAAGGAACACUCAAUAAACUAAUUACAGAUGGAGUUGCACUCAUUGUAUUUUGGACUCUACUCUGGUCCCUUAUGGGCGAAGAAGUUCUCCCUGGUGGAAACUUGUUUGGACUCAUAAUUAUUUUCUACAGUGCCUUUCUUGGGGGGAAAAUUUUAGAGAUCAUUAGAAUACCUGUAGUGCCCCCCCUUCCUCCUCUUCUUGGGAUGUUACUGGCUGGUUUCACCAUCAGGAAUAUUCCGUUUAUUUAUGAAUUUGUCCAGAUUCCUACCACAUGGUCUUCAGCUUUAAGAAACACCGCCCUUACUAUUAUCCUAAUACGAGCUGGGCUUGGACUGGACCCACAAGCUCUGAAGCACCUGAAGGGCGUUUGUCUGAGGCUGUCAUUCGGUCCCUGCAUCAUAGAGGCCUGUUCCGCUGCCUUUUUCUCCCAUUUCCUUAUGAAGUUUCCUUGGCAAUGGGGGUUCCUAUUAGGUUUUGUUCUAGGCGCUGUCUCUCCUGCUGUUGUCGUUCCCUCCAUGCUGUUGUUGCAAGAAAAUGGAUACGGUACGGAGAAAGGCAUUCCAACCUUGCUGGUGGCCGCUAGCAGUAUGGACGAUGUUGUGGCCAUCACUGGAUUCAACACGUUCUUGAGCAUAGUCUUUUCCUCGGGUAGUGUAAUUAGCAAUAUCCUAUCAUCCUUGCGGAAUGUAUUUAUUGGUGUGCUGGUAGGAAUUGCUAUGGGAUUUUUUAUUCAGUAUUUUCCAAGUGGAGAUCAGGAGAGACUUGCACAGAGGCGAGCCUUCCUUGUUCUGAGUAUGUGUAUUUCUGCUGUCUUAGGCUGUCAGUACUUUGGCUUACAUGGAGCUGGAGGACUGGUCACACUAGUGUUGUCGUUCAUGGCAGCAAAAAAAUGGGCUAAAGAGAAGGUUAGAGUCCAAAAAAUUGUUGCAAACAUGUGGAAUAUUUUUCAGCCACUUCUUUUUGGCCUAGUUGGAACAGAAGUAUCUGUUGAAGCUCUUGAAUCGAGAACUAUUGGCAUGUGUAUUGCUACCUUGGGUUUGGCAUUAUCUGCUCGAAUUUUAGCCACUUUUGUAUUGAUGUCUUUUGCUGAAUUUCGUUUUAAGGAGAAAGUAUUUAUUGCUUUAGCAUGGAUCCCCAAAGCUACAGUCCAGGCUGUCUUGGGUCCUCUGGCUCUAGAAACAGCAAGAAGAGUCAUGGCACCCCACCUCGAAACAUACGCCAAGGAUGUGAUGACGGUAGCCUUCCUAGCCAUCCUGAUCACAGCUCCAAAUGGAGCUCUCCUCAUCGGCAUACUGGGACCCAAAAUACUUGAGCGUAGUGAUGUGACGGUUCCUUUAGAAGUGGAGCUGUCAGAUUUUCAACAUCAGUAAAAAGUUUGCCAUCACCCCCGUUUCGUCUAAUGAAUCGUCUCACAUGACAGAAAAAGUGUUUAUAGUACAGAAGUUUGGAGAUCGUUCAUAGAACCUUGGAGUCAGUAAAUGCACAAUUUCUAUACAGGGUUUUCCUCUGAUUUAUACAUCAGAAGUAAAUUUAAUAAAAAAAUAGUAUUAAAUGCAA